AUCGUAUGAGCUCCGUAACUUUUGCAUGAAACGUUUUUGCAGUUCAUAUAAGUUCGAAUAUUUGUAUUAAAUUUUUGUAAAAGAAUCAAUACUCGAAACUCUUCCCUAAAAUCUAAUAAUAUUAGUUUUCCCUGCAUGUUGAAUGCUCAGUGACAACAGAAGCAUGGACAGCAAGUUUUGUAGAUCUCUGGCUGUGAAACAAGAACACCAGAAAUCAGGGGUCAGGGAAUACUUGGUGAUUUAGAAAAAUUAGGCUAAUAGUCCGAUCAAAAGAAGACUUGAAAUGGCUUUUAUUGGUUCAUUGCAUAGAAGUUUAAGACCAGUGAACCGACUGAUUGCUGGUAGAGGCAUCAACAUUCAAGUAUCUACCACACUUCUCUCAUCUCUCCCUGGCACAAGAAGCAUAGUGUGUAAGAUGGAUGAGACAUUGUCAGACUUUGUUCACAAGAGCAUAAAAGUGAAUGCUGAAAUGCAGAAUUCAAAGAAAGGGCCACAGAAUAAUAAAGGCAGUGAGCACGGCAAAGGAAAAUCUGGGAAAUUUACAUUAAAAACGCCGAAGGGUACUCGAGACUAUGGUCCAGUGGAAAUGGCAGUCAGAAGACAAGUUUUUGAUAUAAUAUAUAAUGUAUUUCACAUGCAUGGAGCCGUAGAAAUUGAAACGCCAGUAUUUGAGCUUAAGGAAGUACUUACCGGCAAAUAUGGAGAAGAUGCUAAGCUUAUAUAUGAUCUCGAAGACCAAGGUGGUGAAAUUCUAUCCUUGAGAUACGACCUUACAGUCCCUUUUGCCCGAUAUGUAGCAAUGAAUAAAAUUUCAAACAUUAAGCGAUAUCAUGUAGCUCGUGUCUACCGUAGAGACAACCCAGCUAUGACUAGAGGCCGAUAUCGAGAAUUCUACCAGUGUGACUUUGAUAUUGCGGGGCAGUAUGAUGCAAUGAUUCCAGAUGCUGAAUGUGUACAGCUAGUUCAUCAAGUGUUAUUAAAACUCAACUUAGGGGACUUUAUCAUUAAGGUAAAUCAUAGGAAAAUUCUUGAUGGCGUAUUUGGUGCAUGUGGUGUUCCAGUUGAGAAGUUCCGUCCUAUUUGCUCAGCAGUGGACAAGCUUGACAAAUCUCCAUGGGAAGAUGUAAGAAAAGAAAUGGUAGAUGAGAAAGGUUUGGAUGGUAAUGUUGCUGAUGUUAUUGGAGAAUAUGUUAAGUUAUCUGGCAAAGAAGAGCUCCUAGAAAAGCUGAAGAAUGAUGCGAGAUUAAAAGAUUCAACAGAUGCUCAGGCUGGUCUUUCAGAUCUUACACUUCUCUAUCAGUAUUGUAAGAGCUUGUCUUGUGAUAACCACUUGGUUUUUGACAUGGGCCUUGCAAGAGGUCUUGAUUAUUACACUGGAGUGAUUUAUGAAGCUGUGUUAAUGGCUGGUCAGACUGCUAAAGAAGGUCCUGUAGGAAGUGUUGCUGGAGGUGGGAGGUAUGAUGGACUAGUAGGGAUGUUUGACCCAAAAAAGAAGACUGUGCCUUGUGUAGGUGUCAGUUUUGGCAUUGAGAGAUUAUUUGCCAUUCAUGAGCAAAAACAGCGAGCAGAUAAUGACAAGCUCCGAUCAACACAAACAGAAGUGUUUGUUGCUGCUGCAUGUAAAGGAAUGAUACACGAGAGAUUGAAAAUUCUUGGUCUUCUACAUGAAGCAGGAAUUAAAGCAGAAAGUAGCUACAAAAAUAAUCCCAAGAUCCUCAAUCAGCUACAGUAUUCUGAAGAUAAUGCAAUUCCCCUAGUAGUACUCAUUGGGGAGUCUGAAGUGCAAGAAGGUAUAGUGAAGCUUCGAGACACAGCCACACGUGCAGAAGUGGCCAUCAAAAGGGAAGAAUUGGUAACGGUUGUCAAGCAGAGACUUGCAAAUAAGUAAAUGUGUAAUGACUAUUUGUUCAGUGUGAGUUUUGUAAUAUAAUUUUAAACAAGUCCAUAUAAGCUGGAUAUAGCCAAAUAUUCAGCUUAUAACUACUAAAAUUUCUAAAUGUUCUGAAGAAAAAUUAUAAAAUUAAAGAUAAUGGCUAGUACAGUGGUCCCUCGCUUUUCGUAGUUCUCGGCAAUCGUAAAUUUCGCCAAUCAUAGGGGUAUUUUCGUAUAAACAUGGACUCGUUUUUCAUAGGUUGACUCGCGAAUAGUAGUUUGUCCGGGACGCAUAAGCACAGUGUGAGCCGGGGAGGAUUCCCUACCCAGCCAGUCUGGCAUUGUUUACCAGUGAGUGAAGGUCCCCUCAAGUGCUCCUACGAAAUAUUUCAUAAUAUUCCACUCAUUUUAGUGCUUGCAAGUACUAAAUAAGCUACCAUGGCUCGAAAGAAAGCUCCUAGUGCCAAGCCUGUGGUAUAGAAGGUGAGAAAUAUGUACAGUGACAAAGUCUUGGGCCAUUUUAGGGAAGUGUUAAAGAGAUGCCAGAAACAGAGCUCUCUACACAGUUAUUUUGUGAGACAGGACUCCAGUGACUCUCAUGCUGGUCCUAGUGGCAUUAAGAAACAAAGAAGAGAAGUAACCCCAGAAAAGCAAUUGGUACCUGAGGUGUUGCUGGAAGGGGAUUCCUCUUCCAAACUGUAAACAAUCCAAUCUCUCUCCUCCUCCAGUCUCCCAUACACUAAGAAGAACCUCCGAUAAAGGUAAGCGUUAUGCUGUUAAUUUUUCAUUCAUCAUUUCCCAUUGUAUUGUUUAUGUACUACAUGUAUAUUUCAUGUAAAAAAAUUUUUUGUUUUAAUACUUCUGGGUGUCAGGAACAGAUUAAUUGUAUUUACAUUAUUUCUUAUGGGGAAAAUUGAUUCGCAAAUCGUAAAUUUCGUUUAUAGUAGCUCCUCCAGGAACGGAUUAAUUACGAAAAACGAGGGACCACUGUAUAUGAAAUUCAUAAUUUAUGAAGUGAGGGUUUUUUUUUUCUUUGGUAUGGGUAAAAUUGUGGUGUUAUGUAGGUUCAGUUGAUGUGUCAUUGUGAACCAAGAACUGGUUACGAAGGCCAUCUCUUUAGUCCUUGGGUACAUAAAAAUAUAUUAAAUUUUUUUGUGUGUUUUCUAUAUUUAUUAUUAAUUUAUGAGUUGCAUUAAGGCUUUAUCAUUAAGGAAAAAUUUGUGACUACAAAAAUUCAGCAAUUUGUUGGCAACAGCUUGCUUGUUGAUUUUUAUUAUUUAUUUCUCUAUAGUUAUCAAUGAAAGAAAAGUAAAUAGUUCAUAUCUGGUGAAACAUUCCUCUUUGGUGAAGAAUCAAAUGCGAUUUAGAGCAUUAAUUUACAACAUAAAAAAACUGUAAAACACAUUUGUAGAUCUUAAAACAAAUUCAAGGAAUCUUUCAGAAAACCACCCAUAUCCCACCGAGGCAGGUUGGUCCAAAAAGAAAAACAAAGGUUUCUCUUAGUAUUAAUGUAUACAGGAGGUGUUACUAGCCCCUUGCUCCUGGCAUGUUGGUCACCUCUUAUGACUUCCAUAGGAAGAAUUCUGCUCCACUUUCCAAGGAAUAUGGUCAUUAAAUAUGAAAGUAUUCUGUGCUGAGGUUUAUCUACCUGCAACUAACUUUGUGGUUAUAUUUUUUCUUAUAAGUAGUAACAUCAGUGGCUUGCUCCAAAAUUUUGCCCAUAAGGUAUUUUUGUGUGUGUCACUGGCAGCAGCAGUUGAGCUGUUCAGGUAGUAGUUUAAAAACUCAUGAGCAAACAUUAGGACAUACAGUGGACCCCCGGUUAACGAUAUUUUUUUACUCCAGAAGUAUGUUCAGGUGCCAGUACUGACCGAAUUUGUUCCCAUAAGAAAUAUUAUGAAGUAGAUUAGUCCAUUUCAGACCCCCAAACAUACACGUACAAACGCACUUACAUAAAUACACUUACAUAAUUGGUCGCAUUCGGAGGUAAUCGUUAUGCGGGGGUCCACUGUAUUAGGAAAUGUUUUAACCCCUUGAUUAUAAUAGAAAAUGUUUUGGUCCUGGGACCUUAGUCACUUUUUUAAUGUGCCCUAAUGUUUGCUUAUAAUCUUUAAACUACUUGUCAUGUUCAGGCCUCAACAUUAUCUCAAGGAACAGAAUAACAUUGAAAACUGACCAUAGGUAUGCAUGUUUAAAAGUAAUUUCAUACUGUCUUUUUAAAGGUAAUACAGAUAGUUCAGAUAAUUUGAACUGUAGAGGAAUCUUCCAUGGAUCAAUAUUAUACUAUGACAGUUGACAAGGCAGUUAAUUUACCCAGUUUUAUGUAUUAUUAUUAUUAUAUUGAAAAUCAUUAAUAAAAUUAGAAAUCAGUUAUACCAUUUUUUACAAUGAAUCUUAAAUAAAGAUUUUUCAUACAA
Molecule: messenger RNA, 4289 nt
Organism: Cherax quadricarinatus
Lineage: Eukaryota; Metazoa; Arthropoda; Malacostraca; Decapoda; Parastacidae
Gene: HisRS
Product: histidine--tRNA ligase
Biological process (GO): mitochondrial translation; histidyl-tRNA aminoacylation
Cellular component (GO): cytosol; mitochondrion; cytoplasm
Molecular function (GO): histidine-tRNA ligase activity; ATP binding; RNA binding
Source: RefSeq, a predicted model, not a curated record